This is a messenger RNA of Plasmodium relictum, 1926 nucleotides long. Its product is annotated as mitochondrial preribosomal assembly protein rimM precursor, putative. NCBI's taxonomy places the organism in Eukaryota, Apicomplexa, Aconoidasida, Haemosporida, Plasmodiidae. Gene Ontology annotation, cellular component: ribosome. The record is from RefSeq and is a predicted model, not a curated record. Bases 1 to 1926 code for a protein of 641 amino acids. The transcript has 2 exons. Gene Ontology annotation, biological process: rRNA processing. Gene Ontology annotation, molecular function: ribosome binding.
AUGACAAAAUGCUUAGUAAUAUUAAAAAAGCUAUUAUUGGUUUUGAUACUUCCAACACUAUUUAGAAGUUUUAUUCUUAGCUUAAAAUGGUCUAAAGAUCAAAAAGACAUAUCUUUAAAAAAAUGUUUUUUUUUUUUAAAUAAUACGUAUAAAAUUAAAAGAAAUAUUACAAAUAAUUUAAAUAUAUUUUUCUAUAAAAAUUUAUUUAGACAAAAAUAUAUAUUCUUUAAUAAAUACUCUAAAAGCUCAUGUAUAAAAAAAAAUAUCCUUUUCUUUAAUUUUGAAAGUUACAUAAAUGACAAAAAAAAAAAAAGCAGAAUUCCAUUUUAUAAAAAUAAAGCCAAAAAUAUAAAAAUUAAAUUUUCUUUAUAUAAAUCCACGAUAAAAAACAAAAUAUUCGCUUUUGAUAACGAUAAAAACAAACUAUUAGAAGGUGUAGAAAAUAAAAACAAUUUAGAUAUUUUAAAAAAAGAUAAAGAUAAAAAAGAAAAUUAUGUAGGAAACGGAAAAGAAAAAAAAGACAUAAAAAAAGAUGAAGAACAAAUAAAUUUAGCUAGAUCUUUUUUAACGGAUACAAAAUACUAUAAAAGAAGUAAAUAUUCUAAGGCUGGAUUCUUGAAAGAAAAAAAAAAUGAUAUAUUUACAAAAAAAAAAGAAAAUUUUAUAUCUAAUGAUUUUUUUAAUGAUGAAUAUAAUGACUCGUAUACAGAAUCAAAGGAUGAUUUACUGAAGAAUAACUUAAAAAAAAAUAUGGAAAAUGAAAAUAUUAGUUUGUCUACUCUAUUGAUAAGAAAUUAUUUUUCUGACCAUAAUAGAAGUAAUGAUUUAGAUUUAAUGAAUAAAAUAAAUGUCAAUGAUAUGAAAAUAAAUUAUAUUUCGGAUUCAAUUAAUCCAAUGAAUGAAAAAAAAAAUAAUAAUAGCAAUAAUAAAAUAUCCUUUAUGAAUGAAUUUACUGUUAUAGGAGAAAUUGUUGGUGUUUUUGGCUUAUUAGGUUAUGUUAAAGUAAUUAGUUUUACUACGUUUAAUGAUAUUAGAUUUAAAAAUAAUUGUUACCGAUAUCUUUUUAUGAAUAAUUAUCCUUGUCCUUUACCAAUUAAAAUAAUAAAUGUGAAAGAAUCAUUAAAAAUAAAUUUUCUUUAUAUUAAAUUUGAAGGUAUAGAUACUAGAACUGAUGCAUUAAAAUUGAAAAGUUGCUUAAUUUGUGAUGAUAAAAGAACAUUUCCUGAAAUUGGUGAAAAUAAGUAUAUAUCAACAGAUUUACUAAAUUUUGAUAUUUAUAUUUUUAAUGAUUUUACUAAUACGUCAAUAGGGAAAGUUUUCAGUUUUGUAUCGAAAUAUGAUUACAUAAAUAGUAGAUCUAUACAGGAAAUAUCAGAUGAUCUUAUUAAAAUAGAAUUAAAUAAAAAUAUAUCUUUAAAAAAAGUUUUUAACAUCAUAAAUGUAGCCAAAUCAAAUAAUGAUUCCAAUUCUGAAAAUAAUUCUUCUAUAAAAAACUGGGAGCCUAUUAAUGUAUUAAUAAAUAAAAAUAAUUUUAAUAUUUAUGAGCAUGAUGAAAAUAAUUUAAAUAAAUUAAAAAAAGGGAGCAAAAAUAAUUAUGAUACUUUAGAUAAUAUAGAAGGCUGUUCUUAUAAAAAAAUAUACAAAUGUGAUUAUUGUGAUUAUGUUUUUGAUAACUUAAAAGAAGCAAGUGUACAUGAAAAUUCUCAUUUUAAUAGUGAUAAAGAGCUAUUAGAUAAUUCAUUUGAAAUCAAUAAUCAAAAAGAAAAAAUUUAUGAAGUAACACAAACCGAUGUAGAAAAAAUAAAAAACGUGGAAUAUUUUUUUAUUCCUAUAGUAAAAGAAAAAACAAUAAGAUGUGUAAAUUAUGAAAAUAAAAAAAUAUACUUAGAUAUAUCAACUAUCUUUUUAAUAGAUGAUAAUAAAUAG